Suillus subalutaceus is the source of this 2589-nucleotide messenger RNA. RefSeq lists its product as uncharacterized. The record is from RefSeq and is a predicted model, not a curated record. The transcript has 12 exons. NCBI's taxonomy places the organism in Eukaryota, Fungi, Basidiomycota, Agaricomycetes, Boletales, Suillaceae. The coding region runs from base 1 to 2589 and encodes 862 amino acids.
AUGGCGUCGUCUCAUGGUCCCACACCACCUACUCUGUCCUCAAUUGCAGCUGAAACUUCAGUUCCCUCCGGCCUUGAUACAUUCAAGACAGAGUACCAUCCGAAAUCUGGUUGCGCAACAACUAUAGAGACUUUCUCUACCUUCGGGCGCAAGCAAGAUCAAUGGUUGCCCAUCAUUGACGAAGAACCCUGGCAGCUGUUCAGCUGUCGUGCAGACUUUGAGUUUGCUGAACUCGCACACAAUGCCGCCUUGAACAAGGACCACACAGACGAGCUGUUGCGGCUCAUUUGGAGAAUCGCUGAGGGCCAUGUAAAAUUCACAUUCAAGUCCCACCGUGAUGUUUCUUCGGCCUGGGACAGGGCGGCCUCUCAGAUGACACCUUUCGAGAAGCAUACUAUCACUGCCCGACACAAACGGGAGGACCUUACAUUUGAUGUAUAUACACGCCCAUUGUGGGACUGGGCCUUGGACUUACUACAGGACCCAUUACUGGCGCCGCACUUUCCUUGGACUGCAGAUCGCUGGUGGAAUGUACAAUCGUCUUUACCCGAAAACGGCGUCCCUUUUGCCUUCAUACUGUAUGCAGACAAGACGCAUCUGUCUUCUGCUGGGACCAUUAAAGCUUAUCCGGUCUUCGCUCGAUGUGGGAACUUGCCCGUUCACAUCAGAAAUACUGAUGGGCUGGGCGGCGGACGGAUGGUCGGCUGGCUACCGAUAGUACCUGAAGACUCUAAGGAGGAUGGUAAACUGUCUUAUGUGAACCUCAAACGGGUUGUGUGGCAUGACAGGUUUCUCAAGCUUCUUGAAACCAUCAUACUCUAUGCCAAGACAGGAUACGCACAUCUGUGUUCUGACGGUAUUGUUAGGUGGCUGUAUGCAUUCAUUUUGCUUUUGUUGGCUGAUUACGAAGAGCAAUGUGUCAUGGCGCUCAUAUGGGGGACAAACUGUCAUUGCCCUUGUCCAAUCUGCCUUGUCCCAUCGGAUAAACUCUACGACAACGCAUCUACUUAUCCAAUCCGAUCGCCUGAAGAUGCGCAAUCUUGUGUAGAACUGUGGAAGAAGAAUAAAGCAGCUGGAGAAGAAGCAUUAAAAAAAUGGGGCUUGCGGCCAGUUAUGAAUGUCUUCUGGCAGAUCCUGAAUUCUAACCCUCACGAAAUGAUCUCACAGGAUCACCUCCAUGUUUAUCAUAUCGGGGAAUGGGGGAAACAUCUAUUUGGCGAGCUUAAACGACAUGCAGCGGCUUUGGGACGCAGCGCCGAGAAGAAGAUUGACGAUCAGUUCGCUGCCUUCACACGUUGGCGCAAUUUGAAUCAUUUUGAUCGCGUUACCAACAUCACCUGUAGCGAUGGUAACAAACUUCGAGACAUUUCCAAGCAAAUCUUAUAUACCACUCAGAACGUGCUCAUGCGCACAGACGAUGAAGCUGGCUAUGCACUUCUACGGUGCAUAGCGAGUUAUCUACAUAUCGACAUGUAUGUAUCACUUGACGUGCAUACAGAGAGCACAAUCCAAGCAGGAAAAGCGGAGGUUCUGGUGUUUCAGACGCACUUAGAGGACUACAUCGCAAUUAUCGAGGAGACCGAUCCCGAUGCAACCAAGAACUGGAACUUUCCCAAGAUGCAUGCCUCAAAGCAUAUUUUCGACGAUAUCCUCACAAAAGGUGCUGCCCGCAACUUCAGCACUCGACCGAACGAAAAGCAGCAUGGGCCGAUCAAGCGCUGGUACCUACGGCAGACCAAUUGUAAGGAUAUCGCUAACCAGGUGUGUCGUUGCCAAGAAGUUUGCUUCUCAUCAAUAACUAAUAACAUCGCAUAUUUGUAUUAUAGAUCCUUGUACUCGACCAUAAGAGCUUCGUUACCCGAGUUUAUUCGCAGCUGUAUUGAAUUUCUUGAUGAGGAACGACAUAAACUCACGCUCUCACGGGAAGAACUUGAAGACACGACACUGACGACGAGCCAUUUGAAGCUCACCUGCAUAUCGGUGACUCUCACCAGCCUAGCGCAAGUGGAGGAAGACAACAGGUCAAAUCAUGCCUUUGACCAUUUCAGGAAGAAGCUCACAAUGUUUCUGAAUCACUUCCUGCCCUCCCACAACAUACCAUUACCAGACGGAAUACAGUGGCUGAAACUUUCAGCACAUGACCAAGUUCACAAACAUCGCUAUCUCAAAGUCCACUAUGAGUCAGCUGCUACCUGGAAGUUGGCCACUGACUAUCUGCGAUGCAGUCCAAGUUUUCAUGGCCACAAGCGUCGUGACUGUGCUCUAAUCCGCACACAGGACAAGGAUGGCCACGACAAAUAUAUCUUUGUCAAGCUAUUAUUUGUGUUCAAGCUUACUGUCUGCAACCGCACCUUAGAUCUUGCCUUGGUUCUUCCCAUGGAUGCUUCACCACGUCAGCGCCUCCUAGAUCGAGACCUGCGACUGACUCGACUACGUGCACAGCCUGCAGCUUUGUCUGAAUUCGUCACUCUUCAUUCCAUUAUUCGUGGUGCUUUACUUGUCCCAGAUUUUGACAACCACGGGGAUUAUUUUCUCGUUGACUACGUGGAUACUGAUAUGUUUCUUCAGGUCCAAAGGAACCUUAUUUAG